AUGGUCGCUAUUGUGAAUCGUUUGGUGGACAAAAUGACGUUUUCGUCAGACGACAAGGUCGUCCCCAACCAGGUCUCAUUCUCCGAGGUAGAUUCGACGGAGGAGAUCCACCGCCGUCGUGGGUCUGUUACAGAAAAGAAGAACGUUGAUGAAGGUUCCCAGAGAGAAUUAAUAGCUACAAGUUCGUGCACAGAUGACGAUACUCUACCUUCAAUCGCACAUCCUAUGGAAAAACGUAUCUUGAAGAAGAUGGAUAUGUAUCUGAUACCGCUUAUGGGAGCGUUGUAUUUUCUGUCUAACUUGGAUAAGUCCAACAUUGGUAACGCUGAAGUUGCAGGGCUGUCAAAGGACUUGGAACUGAAGGGGAAAGAAUACAACGUCUGUGUUACUGUAUUCUUCGGGACGUACAUUCUGUUCGACCCUAUCGGAGCCAACCUCUUGAAGAUCAUGGGCCCACCCAUGAUGAUGUCUCUCUGUCUGCUUUCGUUUGGUGCUAUAUCCCUGUGUACCGCUUGGGUUAAGAACUACCCACAACUUUUGGUGGUGCGGUUGCUGUUGGGUGCAUUCGAAGGUAUGAUCUACCCUGCCAUUAACAUGUACCUCUCCGUGCUAUACAGAAGAGAACAGUACGCAAUGAGGUUUGCUUUCAUCUUUAGUGCGGCGUGUCUGUCGUCGUCGUUCGGUGGGUUGAUAUCGUAUGGUUGCUCUAAGAUUAACGGCAGUUUAAAUGCGUGGCAGUACAUUUACAUCGUUGAAGGUGCUAUCUCCAUCGGGUUUGUGCCAUUUUAUGUCUUCGGAUUAAGCAAUAAAUUGGAGGACACCUGGUGCUUUACCAAGGAGGAAAAAGAAUACAUCGUGGAAAGAUACAAGACGAUGAGCACUUUCAACCCAGAUGAAAAGUUUGAAUGGUUCCAGGUGAAACUAGCGCUAAAAGAUAUAAAGACAUGGGUUUCGGCGGUCGCACUUUUCGGUAUUGACUUGACUACCUUCGGUCUAACCGUGUUCCUCCCCAUUAUCAUUACGUCAAUGGGAUUCACCAAUGUAAGAGCCCAAUUAAUGACAGUGCCAGUAUACUUCCUUACUGCCAUUACCUUUUUCAUUUGUGCCGUGUGGUCAGAUAGAAUCAGACUUAGAUCGCCGUUUAUCAUGGGGGCAUGUUUGACCACAUGUAUCGGUAUUUCCAUUGUUUUGGGUUCACAAAAACAUGCGGUGAGAUACUUUGGUGUCUACAUCCUUUGUAUGGGAAUUUACGUUAACGCGGCGGUCAACUGUUUGUGGCUGAGCGGUAAUAACGGGAACUAUUUUAAAAGGGCCACCGCCCUUGGGGUCAACCUAUUUUUGGGUUCCGGAUCAGGGCUGGUCUCUGGUCAGAUCUUUCUAAAGGGAGAUAAACCAAGGUACAUCAAAGGUCUUUCAAUUUCACUCGCCUUCCAAUUUUCCUCUUUGGUUUUGACGUUUGUUCAAUUUCUACUUUACAGGAGAGAAAACAUCAAGAAGCAAAAAAUUAUCGACCGUUGCAGAGAAUUGGACCAGCCAAUACCUUACAACGAGAGGUUGAGUGACCUAAAUCCAGAAUUUAAGUACAUGUAUUGA
Messenger RNA from Huiozyma naganishii CBS 8797, 1593 nucleotides. RefSeq names its product Tna1p (gene TNA1). Gene Ontology annotation, biological process: transmembrane transport. Gene Ontology annotation, molecular function: transmembrane transporter activity. The transcript has a single exon. NCBI's taxonomy places the organism in Eukaryota, Fungi, Ascomycota, Saccharomycetes, Saccharomycetales, Saccharomycetaceae. Bases 1 to 1593 code for a protein of 530 amino acids. The record is from RefSeq and is a predicted model, not a curated record. Gene Ontology annotation, cellular component: membrane.